This is a messenger RNA of Fomitopsis serialis, 330 nucleotides long. RefSeq names its product histone-fold-containing protein. The transcript has 3 exons. Gene Ontology annotation, cellular component: nucleosome. The annotation marks the transcript as partial. NCBI's taxonomy places the organism in Eukaryota, Fungi, Basidiomycota, Agaricomycetes, Polyporales, Fomitopsidaceae. The record is from RefSeq and is a predicted model, not a curated record. Gene Ontology annotation, molecular function: DNA binding; protein heterodimerization activity; structural constituent of chromatin.
GAAAAACGCUUUAGGCCCGGGAUAGUCGCACUCCGAGAAAUCCGGAAAUACCAGAAGAGCACUGAGCUACUCAUCCGCAAACUGCCCUUCUCUCGCGUCGUACGCGAGAUUGCGUUGGACAUGAUGACGGACAUGGUGGAUUAUAGUGACGCUGGUCUACGAUGGCAAAGCUCCGCCAUCCUAGCAUUGCAAGAAGCUACAGAGGCGUAUCUUGUGCAUUUAUUCGAGGAUGCGAACCUCUGUGCAAUCCACGCAAAACGAGUGACGCUCAUGCAGAAAGACAUCCAAUUAGCCCGGCGCAUACGUGGGUCAUACGGUGGUAUGGCAUGA